Panthera uncia (snow leopard) is the source of this 1394-nucleotide messenger RNA. It is a transcript of the gene RFC2, whose product is annotated as replication factor C subunit 2. Gene Ontology annotation, cellular component: nucleus; DNA replication factor C complex. Gene Ontology annotation, molecular function: DNA binding; ATP hydrolysis activity; DNA clamp loader activity. Bases 5 to 1111 code for a protein of 368 amino acids. Gene Ontology annotation, biological process: DNA-templated DNA replication; DNA repair. Lineage: Eukaryota; Metazoa; Chordata; Mammalia; Carnivora; Felidae. The record is from RefSeq and is a predicted model, not a curated record. The transcript has 11 exons.
CGUGAUGGCGUCACAGGGCGGGGCUUCGGGCGCGGGAAGAGGCGGCGGGAGAAUGGAGGUGCAGGAGAGCGGCGGUGAGGCAGGAGAGCUGGGCGCCCAGGACCCUGCCCCCGCCUCCGGCAAGACCGCGGGCAGCGCGAGCCACUACGAGCUGCCGUGGGUUGAAAAAUACAGGCCAGUGAAGUUGAGUGAAAUUGUCGGCAAUGAAGACACUGUGAGCAGGCUGGAGGUCUUUGCAAGAGAAGGGAACGUGCCCAAUAUUAUCAUCGCUGGCCCCCCAGGAACGGGCAAAACUACAAGCAUCCUGUGUUUGGCACGCGCCCUGCUGGGCCCAGCAUUCAAGGACGCCGUCUUGGAGCUCAACGCCUCAAACGACAGGGGCAUUGACGUCGUGAGGAACAAAAUCAAAAUGUUUGCCCAGCAGAAAGUCACCCUCCCCAAGGGGCGGCACAAGAUCAUGAUCCUCGAUGAAGCAGACAGUAUGACCGAUGGAGCCCAGCAAGCCUUGAGGAGAACCAUGGAAAUCUACUCCAAAACGACUCGCUUCGCUCUUGCUUGUAACGCUUCGGAUAAAAUCAUAGAGCCCAUUCAGUCCCGCUGCGCAGUCCUGCGCUACACAAAGCUGAGCGACGCCCAGGUCCUGGCCCGGCUGAUGACGGUGCUGGAGCAGGAGAAGGUGCAGUACACAGACGACGGCCUGGAAGCCAUUAUCUUCACCGCCCAGGGAGACAUGAGGCAGGCGCUCAACAACUUGCAGUCGACUUUCUCGGGUUUCGGCUUCAUCAACAGCGAGAACGUGUUCAAGGUCUGCGACGAGCCCCACCCCUUGCUGGUGAAGGAGAUGAUCCAGCACUGUGUGAACGCCAACAUCGAUGAAGCGUACAAGAUUCUCGCUCACCUGUGGCAUCUUGGCUAUUCACCGGAAGACAUCAUUGGCAACAUUUUUCGAGUGUGUAAAACCUUCCAGAUGGCAGAAUACUUGAAACUGGAGUUCAUCAAGGAAAUUGGAUACACUCACAUGAAAAUUGCAGAAGGUGUGAACUCCCUUCUGCAGAUGGCAGGGCUCCUGGCCAGGCUGUGUCAGAAGACAAUGGCCCCAGUGGCCAGUUAGGGGACAAGAGUCCUCCUCAUCCGUCCGUGAGACCCAGUAGUCAGCGCCUUCUGAUUUGGACAAAAUGCUGCCUUAGAUCAGCAUGGGACGCACCUUCCUCUCACACAGUCGUGGCCUUCACUUUCAUGCAGCUUCCACGAUAGUUUGCGCUCAGCCUCAGACUCACAGAUGUGGUGACAGGAUGGAGAGGCCCCAGAGAACCUCCGGGGCAUGGCACCCGAUCUGGGCACGUGUGGCAUUUCAGCUAAUAAAAAAGCUGUCCAGGGGCACCUGGGUGACUCAU